CCCGCCCUCGCCGCCGUCCUGGCCCUCUCAGGGCUGGCGCUGAGCUGCUGCCGCGAGCCCGUUCUCUCCGAGUGUUAUACAGCAAAUGGGGCUGACUAUCGUGGCACUCAGAACCAGACCUCCCAAUAUGCAGGGAAACCUUGUCUUUUUUGGAAUGAGACCUUUGAGCAUCCUUAUAAUACUUUGAAAUAUCCCAAUGGGGAGGGAGGGCUUGGAGAGCAUAACUACUGCAGGAACCCUGAUGGAGAUGUCAGCCCAUGGUGCUAUAUUGCAGAGCAUGAGGAUGGAAUAUAUUGGAAAUACUGUGAGAUUCCGUCCUGCCGAAUGCCAGGGAAUCUAGGGUGUUACAAGGACCAUGGAGAGCCACCACCUUUGACUGGCACCAGCGAGACCUCCAAUAAACUUACUAUCCAAACAUGCAUCAGUUCCUGCCGAAGUCAACAAUUUAAGUUUGCAGGCAUGGAAUCGGGUUAUGCUUGUUUCUGUGGAAAUAAUCCUGACUACUGGAGAUAUGGGGAGGCAGCCAGUACGGAAUGCAACAGUGUUUGCUUUGGAGACCAUACUCAGCCCUGUGGUGGAGAUGGCAGAGUCAUUCUUUUUGACACCCUUAUUGGUGCCUGUGGAGGGAAUUACACUUCUGCUACAGCUGUGAUCUAUUCCCCAGAUUUUCCCGACACGUAUGGCACAGGCAAAGUCUGUUACUGGACCAUACAAGUUCCAGGAGCAUCUCGAAUCCACUUCAGCUUUGCCCUUUUUGAAAUCAAAGAUGCUACAGAUAUGGUGGAAUUGCUGGAUGGCUAUACCUAUCAUGUUCUAGCUCGUUUUAAUGGCAAGAACCGGCCUCCCCACACCUUUAACAUCUCUUUGGAUUUUGUCAUUUUGUACUUUUUCUCAGAUGAAAUCAAUCAAGCCCAGGGAUUUGCUAUCAGAUAUAGAGCUGUGAAGGACAAUGUACAUCAAAACAAGACUCCAAUGAAUCAGACACUUUCAGAGAAGAUAAAUGAACAAGCAAAUCUCAGCAUCAAUGCAGCCCGGUCAUCAAAGAUCCUUUAUGUCAUCACAACCAGCCCAAGUCAUCCUAGUAGCUCCAUGCCUGAGUGGACAAUAUACAGUCUCACAGCACUGCUCAUCCUAAGUGUUACAGCCAUAAUAGCAAAGAUAUUUCUCCACAUAACCAUGAGAUCCCACCAGAUACCAUCUGCAACUGAAACAGAAGAUUCCAGUGAGGUUACUACCGCUGGCGAGAUCUGGAGUAUAUUUUACCAGCCAUCCACAUCGAUAUCCAUCUUCAAGAAAAAGCUUCGAAGUCAACAAGAUGAUUGCAACCCACUAGUGGGAAACUGA
Balearica regulorum gibbericeps (East African grey crowned-crane) is the source of this 1344-nucleotide messenger RNA. Lineage: Eukaryota; Metazoa; Chordata; Aves; Gruiformes; Gruidae. The record is from RefSeq and is a predicted model, not a curated record.